Ostrea edulis (European flat oyster) is the source of this 2209-nucleotide messenger RNA. RefSeq names its product deleted in malignant brain tumors 1 protein-like. Gene Ontology annotation, cellular component: membrane. Lineage: Eukaryota; Metazoa; Mollusca; Bivalvia; Ostreida; Ostreidae. The transcript is spliced from 12 exons. The coding region runs from base 159 to 2105 and encodes 648 amino acids. The record is from RefSeq and is a predicted model, not a curated record.
AGAGGUGUAAAGAUUUAGAAUGUUCUCGAUAGUAGCAUAUUGAUUGCAGUCUGCAAGCUUCAUUAAUUAGUAGACUAUUAGCAUAACGUUCCGGUUAAAGAGGGGCUCCGAAGAUCUAUAAGAACGUCUUCCGAUGGGCCAUGGGGGUCUGAUUUGUAAUGAAGCUAAUCGUUUGUUCUGUAUCAAAAAGGCCGUUCUUAUAUGGAACGUAUAAAUCCGGAACGGGACCGAUAUGGUUGGAUGAUAUGCGGUGUCAUGGUAAUGAAGAUGAUAUUAGACAGUGUUACUUCAAGCCUUGGGGAAAGAACGGAUGUCGCCAUUCUAGCGAUGCAGGACUGUCAUGUAGAAAAGGUCCUGAGACAGGAAUUACAGAGGAAAUACGAUUAGUACAGGGAGAAAACCCGUGGACCGGGCGUGUGGAGAUUAGACACAAUGGAAUUUGGGGAACGAUAUGCGAUUCUGACUUCGAUGAAAAAGAGGCUGAGGUCAUUUGCAGAAUGCUGGGAUACAAUAAUGGAGGAUGCUCUCUCAACUUUCAGAGGCACAAACAACAACGCGACUUCUCGUUUGAUCUUCUGUCCAUUUUCAGAGUAGAAAAGGUCACCAAAUAUGGCCUAGGUGCUGGGAUAAUCUGGCUACCAGAGAUCCAAUGUACCGGUCAGGAGGACGACAUUGAUGACUGUCGGUCGUUUGGCUAUGGAUACGAUCUUAAGUGUAGACACACCCAGGACGCUGCUGUCAGUUGUGGCAAUGGGACGUUAUCAAAUAUUACAGAUGUUCGUUUAAGGGGAGGGAGCUCUCGAUGGGACGGUCGUGUGGAAAUUUUACACCGAGGCGAGUGGGGAACCAUCUGUGAUGAUGACUCAUUCGAUGAAAAUGCAGUCAAAGUGGUCUGUAGAAUGAAAGGGUUUGAUUACGGAGGAAUCGUCAUUAGAAACAGCGCCUUUGGUAAUAGCCCCUUACGAUCGUGGAUUAGCAAUCUACGUUGUAACGGAAAUGAAAGCGACAUCAGACAGUGUGCUUCAGAUACCUGGGGUAGAAACAAUUGUAGUUGGCAUGACAAUGUAGGAAUAUCAUGUCUGACUGAUGCUGCUGGAAUUUUUACAAAGUGGUUAGCAAAAUGGACUAGCUUAGAAUCGGGCUGCAGUCAGGUGACCUGGAAUGUCCACUUAUACCUCCCACCAUUGUGGAAUUCUUAUCUCGAUUUUCACCCAGCUGAUGUUUAUCUUGGAUACGAGAACUGUACAGGGAGAGUGUCAGGGGUCCGUAUUCACUUCCUCCAGGAAUUCGGUGAAUGUGGAACAACGGUAAAAGUUACAGAUAACAGCAUUGAAUACCACAAUACCAUAUACUAUGCUGUUACGGCCAGCAAUCCUGGGAGUCCUGGAAGAGAGAUCCGUCAACAGUAUCCGGUCACGUGCCGAACUCCAAGAACGUUCUCUACUAGAUACUAUUAUGUGCACGAGAACAGCAAUGGUUUCAAAGGCAUACCUUACCCAGAAGUUCCUAAACGGAAAGAUCUUUUGCCAACAGUUGCAAUCAGAUUUUACACGGAUGCCAACUUUACUCAUGAAAAACCUGAAUACGGUUCAAAUGUAGGGGAAGCCGUUUAUGUCAAGUCAUUUAGCUACCUCACCAGCGCGGAUCUCAGAGUGAAAAUGACGGAUUGUAUGCUUGCACCCUCGCCAAAUACAUUGCCCAGAGAUAUGUAUACUAUUAUCAAAAACGGAUGUGUGGUGGAUCCUAACGCUGGUGUGGUAUCUCAGGAGCGCACAGAAAGCAGAUGGUACUUCCAAGAUGUUCAAUAUCCCAGUGUCCGUAUGGUGAUAUACGUCACGUGUUUCUACGCCGUUUGUUCAGUGCAUCAGAAUGACAGCAAAUGUGAUUUACUGUGCAAUAACACGAUUGCUGACAUUAAUGCACAUGACUUUCCUUCUGUCGGGCGUAUAGUCGAACCUCAACUGCAGUUGGACGUGAAGACCCAGUCUGGUGUUGAAAAUGAAAAGAAUCCCGGGGCUACGAGUAUAGCAGUAAUGUGUUCCGUGUUCCUGUUCACUGCGUUUCUUGUAGUUAUGUUUAUGUACUUCCGGAAACGGAAAGGUUAAAUACAUAGGAAAGCAAAAAGUUAAAAAGUGAUCCAUUGAUUGCUGACAUUCCGGAAAUUCCUAGGAUAUUGAUUGUCAAUAAAGUUGGUGUUGUUUUGUGUUAA